AUGGCCGACGCGACCUCCACCGCUGACAAGUGCUACAACUGCAACAAGAGUGAGGCCGAAGGAGGUUCACUCAUGAGAAACAGUCGAUGCAAAUCAGCAUGGUACCGCUCGCGCGACUGCCAGAAGGCUGGCUGGAAAAAUCACAAGAAGAUCUGCGCGAGUUUUGCCCAAUCGGCGGCGGAAGCUCAAGCCGCCAGGGAGACGAGGAGUGCCUCCGGCGCUUGA
This is a messenger RNA of Penicillium cinerascens, 225 nucleotides long. Its product is annotated as zinc finger MYND domain-containing protein. Lineage: Eukaryota; Fungi; Ascomycota; Eurotiomycetes; Eurotiales; Aspergillaceae. The record is from RefSeq and is a predicted model, not a curated record. The coding region runs from base 1 to 225 and encodes 74 amino acids. The transcript has a single exon.